This is a messenger RNA of Penicillium macrosclerotiorum, 1290 nucleotides long. Its product is annotated as amino acid transporter. Lineage: Eukaryota; Fungi; Ascomycota; Eurotiomycetes; Eurotiales; Aspergillaceae. The record is from RefSeq and is a predicted model, not a curated record. Gene Ontology annotation, molecular function: transmembrane transporter activity. The coding region runs from base 1 to 1290 and encodes 429 amino acids. The transcript has 7 exons. Gene Ontology annotation, cellular component: membrane. Gene Ontology annotation, biological process: transmembrane transport.
AUGGCAGACACUAAUAUACAAGAAGACAAAAAUAGGCGUUCCGAGGCCCAACUGGAGACGAAAGGGUUGGGGGAGGCCCUCGAUUUUGACGAGGCCAUUUUGCGUGCCCAAGGUCACAGGGUCCAACUAGAGCGGUCGUUCUCAUGGCUGGGUGCUCUAGGCCUUGCAUUCAGCAUCGUCAAUUCUUGGUUGACUUAUGCGGCCUGCUUCGGUGUGACAUACAGCUAUGGUGGCGGACCGGUCGCUAUCUUCAGCCCUAUUAUCUCAGCCACUGUUCAGUGGAUCAUGCUCUUGGGAGUUGCCGAGCUCUCCUCUGCGUUUCCCUCCUCCGGAGGGCAAUACCACUUCACAUACAUGGUUGCUCCCGAGGGUUACAAGGCCUUCGCGGCGUACAUUGUCGGCUCGAUCAAUGUGGUCGCCUGGUGGCAACGCAUCGAAAAUAUGACGGAAACUGCGAUGUUUCUAUCGAUCCUAGGAUUUGCACUGGUGGUGAUUGUCUGUCUGGUAAUGGGUCGGGGGUCAUACCAUCCUAGCAGUCUGGUAGAAUUCCGGUCAACAAGUGGAUGGACUACUGGCCCAGGUUGGAUGCUAGCAAUUGGAAACGGAGAAUACGCAUUUGCAGCAGCUGGUGCCUGUGUCCAUAUUGCGGAGGAGAUUCCAAAUCCCAGUCGGAAGAUCCCACUUGUGAUGUUUGUGUUUCCAGCCCUUCAUGUUCUACUCGAGCCACGCUUAUCCUUGAAAGUAAUAUCACCAUUCUUCUCGGAUAUGGAGGCAGUCCAGAACUCUUUUCUUCCCAGCCUGGAAUUAUUCUACCAGGGUACAGGCAGCAAAGCAGCAGCAGCCUGCCUUCAAGCUUACUUGACCAUUCUAUACUACACAUGUGUCCCUAGCCAGUGGAUUACUAGCAGCCGAAUGACCUGGGCAUUCUCCCGGGAUAAUGGUCUUCCAUUUUCGAAUUACUGGUCUGAAGUGGAUAAAAAGCGCAACAUCCCGGUUCGAGCCACACUUCUAUCGGCUGGAUUCUGUGUUGUCUAUGGCCUCCUCUACAUUGCAAGCACCCAGGCUUUCAACUCAAUUAUUAAUACUGCAGUUUUGAUGUUGAAUAUUACAUACACUGUCCCUCAGGCCAUCCUCAUGGUCCAAGGAAGGCAUAUACUCCCCUCACGCCCAUUGAAUCUGGGACGGUCGGGAUAUCUGGUACACCUCUUUUCCGUCUUGUGGCUCAUUUUGAGCGGUAUAUUCUUUUGCUUCCCGACAACCAACCCACCAACACUCGGAAACAUGAAUUAG